UCGGUCUAGCGUGACAUGUCUUCGUGUUGCUGCGUUUCAAGCGCCGGCAUUGUGAGGGUUUUAUUGCAUAGCGCCGGUGAAAAUUGUGUAUCUGGACAUGUCAAAUUUGUGCUGUCUUCCUUGUGAUGGCCGGAGGGCUAUCCGACGCAUCUGGUGGACAUCAAGACCACUUUGGAGAGUCUACUUCUCUGAUAUCCAAGCGACGUCUUCGAAUUCUCUCAAAUCCAAGGCUAGAGUUUGGCGUCAAAUCUCAAAAUAGAUAUAAUACUAAUUCAUCAUGGUAUCACAGUCGCCUGAGCCAGGAUAGGUCUAGACAGAACCAUCCAUUCACUGUAUCUGGCGAUGAAGCAUGCAGUACGAAAAACCAAAAGCCAGAGACGGGAAGUAAGAAUCCAAACAAUGUAACAAUCUUUACAAACAGUAUUAACUCCAGGGACACAGAUUCCUAUGACUCGUAUCGUCAAUACGGAGCACAACAUCUUCGAAUGAAUGCGUAUUGUCCAUAUCGUGGCGUUCAUUGCAUCGUGCGACUUCCCCGACGCAGGGGGCCGAAAAAGGUGAGACGAAACGCGAAGCAUGGUGGAUCGUUAGAUCACAAGCACAGCACCACGUCCUCCCUCGAUGGAUAUUUCGGGCACGUAACGAGAUAACAAAAAGCCAUUGGGUAUCGUGAGUGUGAACUUGGAGUAGAAAGUUGUCGUUGGGAAGCGUCGGCUUACGUUAUUUGAACGUGAUCUCAGCUGACCUCCGAAGUUCACCCAUGUCGAUCUAUUGGUCUAGCCAUUUCAGGGUACAAUACAAGACUUUGAAGAACUCCAUCCUGUUUCAGGAACCACUGGCAAAGUUACAUUACUUCGAUACUGGUGGAGGACUCAUGCGUACCAGUACCGCACUGAAAAGUCUCUAUGAGUCACAUACU
Messenger RNA from Eremomyces bilateralis CBS 781.70, 919 nucleotides. RefSeq lists its product as uncharacterized. NCBI's taxonomy places the organism in Eukaryota, Fungi, Ascomycota, Dothideomycetes, Eremomycetales, Eremomycetaceae. The transcript has a single exon. Bases 126 to 650 code for a protein of 174 amino acids. The record is from RefSeq and is a predicted model, not a curated record.